AUGAAGCAUGGACACGAAAUGCGCCAAAAGACGCACAAUGAGAACCCCGAGCAACCACUCAUCCUCAGAUUCGACCAAGUACGACGGCAAGAUGGUCCUCUGGUCGGCGGGAAGAAUUCCUCGAUUGGCGAGAUGAUUACCGCCCUGACGAACAGGGGAAUCAAGGUGCCGCCCGGAUUCGCAACAACGUCCCGCAUGUACUGGCAGUACGUGGGCAAAAACGACAUCCAGCAACACGCCGCCAGACUGAUAGCCGAAUGGCAAUACGGCAAGCUGACCCUCAGCGAGGCCGGCCACAAGAUUCGCAGCCUCUUCCUCGGCGGCACCUGGCCCAGCAGCGCGGCCGCCGCCAUCAAGGCCGCGUAUCACGAACUCUGCGGCGAGACCAACCGGGAGAACCUGGGCGUCGCGGUGCGCUCCAGCGCCACGGCAGAAGACUUGCCCGAGGCGAGCUUUGCCGGCCAGCAAGAGACGUAUCUCAACGUCUCGGGAGGCGAUGCCCUCCUGGACGCCUGCCGGCGGUGCUAUGCCUCGCUCUUCACCGACCGCGCCAUCAGCUACCGCCAGACCCGGGGGUUCGACCACAUGAGCGUUGCGCUCUCGAUCGGCGUGCAGCAAAUGGUGCGCUCCGACGUGGGCGGCGCCGGCGUCAUGUUUUCCAUCGACACGGAAAGCGGCUUCGACAAGGUGGUGCUCAUCAACGCGGCGUGGGGGCUGGGCGAGAACGUCGUCCAGGGCACCGUCAACCCGGACGAGUACCAGGUCUUCAAGCCAUUCCUGGUCGACCGGAGCCUGGUGCCGAUCGUCGACAAGAAGCGCGGCGACAAGGCCGUCAAGAUGGUGUACGGCGACAAGGACAAGGGCGCUCCGACGCGCAACGUCAGCACCUCCAAGGCCGAGCAGGCCGCCUUCGUCCUCGGCGACCAGGAGAUCCUGCAGCUCGCCCGCUGGGCGUACACGAUUGAGCAGCACUACCGCGUGCCCAUGGACAUGGAGUGGGCCAAGGACGGCGUGACGGGCGAGCUGUUUGUUGUCCAGGCCCGGCCGGAGACGGUGCACUCUGGCCGCGACGCCGCCGUCUUCAAGGUAUACAAGGUGCGCAGCAAGGGGCGCGUCCUCGCCACGGGCCUCUCGGUCGGCGACGCAGCCGUCUCCGGAAGGCUCUGCCUCGUCGAAAGCUCCAGGGACUUGGACAAGUUUGUAGACGACUCCAUCCUGGUCACCGGCACGACAGACCCGGACUGGGUGCCCGUGAUGAAGCGCGCGGCGGCCAUCAUCACGGACCACGGCGGACGCACCUCGCACGCCGCCAUUGUCAGCCGCGAGCUGGGCCUCCCGGCCGUGGUCGGCACGGGAAACGCCACGUACGUGCUGCACAGCGGCCAGGACGUGACGGUUUCCUGCGCCGAGGGCACGGCGGGCUUCGUGUACGACGGCGCGGCCGACAUCGCCACCGAGACCCUGGACGUGUCCGGCCUGCCGGCGACCAGGACCAAGAUCAUGCUCAACCUGGCCAAUCCCGCCGCGGCGUAUCGCUGGUGGCGCCUCCCAAGCGACGGCAUCGGCCUCGCGCGCAUGGAGUUUGUCGUCAGCAACGCCAUCCAGGUUCACCCCAUGGCGCUCGUCCACUUUGACCGGCUCAAGGACGAAGAAGCACGGAGCAAAAUCGCCGCCCUCACGGCGGGAUACGCCCAGAAGCCGGACUACUUUGUCGACAAGCUGUCGCAGGGCCUGGCGACGCUCUGCGCGGCCGUGUACCCCCGGCCGGCGAUUGUCCGCAUGAGCGACUUCAAGACCAACGAGUACGCCGGGCUCGUUGGCGGCGCCGAGUUCGAGCCCGACGAGGAGAACCCCAUGCUCGGCUUCCGCGGCGCCUCGCGGUACUACUCGCCUCGCUACAGGGAGGGCUUCGGGCUCGAGUGCCGCGCCGUCAGGCGGCUCCGGGAGCACAUGGGCUUCACCAACGCCGUCGUCAUGAUCCCCUUUUGCCGGACGGUCCGCGAGGCCAAGAUGGUCUUGGAGGUCAUGGCGGAGAACGGCCUGGUCCGCGGCGAAAAGGGGCUGCUCGUCUACGUCAUGUGCGAGAUUCCGUCCAACGUGAUUCUCGCGGCCAAGUUUGCCGACCACUUUGACGGCUUCUCGAUUGGCUCCAACGACCUGACGCAGCUGACGCUGGGGGUGGACCGCGACUCGGGCGAGCUGGCGGAUUUGUUUGACGAGGAGGACGAGGCCGUCAAGUGGAUGCUCGGCCGUGUCAUUGCCGUGGCGCGGGAAAAGGGGUGCAGGAUUGGCAUUUGCGGACAGGCGCCGAGCGAUCAUCCGGAGCUGGCUAGGUUUUUGGUUGACUCGGGCAUCAGUUCCAUCUCUGUUAGCCCGGAUAGCUUUUUGGCGGUCAAGAGGCAGGUGGUUGAUAGCGAGCGGGCUUUGUCUCGUAGCGUUUAA
This is a messenger RNA of Metarhizium brunneum ARSEF 3297, 2442 nucleotides long. It is a transcript of the gene ppsA, whose product is annotated as Phosphoenolpyruvate synthase. The record is from RefSeq and is a predicted model, not a curated record. Gene Ontology annotation, molecular function: pyruvate, water dikinase activity; ATP binding. Lineage: Eukaryota; Fungi; Ascomycota; Sordariomycetes; Hypocreales; Clavicipitaceae. Gene Ontology annotation, biological process: pyruvate metabolic process; phosphorylation.